AUGGAUAGGACGUUAUACUACAGCGAACUCUUCCAAAUACUGAUCAGUGCCAUGAUGACCGUGUUGCCGUCGCUGCUAGCCGAAAUUUCUGCUGAUGAAGUUGAUAAGAUCAGAACCAUUCUAGCUAAUCAGUUAUUGACAAACCCAGGUAAGAGGAUAGAACAUAAUGUUGAUCUGAUGAUGCCGAUGGAUUGGAUGACAACUAUGACGACGAUAAAGACAUUAAUGAUGACGUCGACGAUUAUAAUGACGUUAAUGCUCAUUGCAGAAAAGGAGGUCCGUGAAGCGCUGCAAGACUCAUUGACGUACUUGCGCACGCGUCGAUUCCGUUGCGUGAUUUGGCGCUCCGUCGACAUCGACGCGUCCACUCCGUUCUCCUUUAUAUCGCUGCUCACCAGCUACGUCACCGUCAUGAUACAGUUCAUGAAGCCGCAGAUUUCGAAUACAUAG
This is a messenger RNA of Cydia splendana, 450 nucleotides long. RefSeq lists its product as uncharacterized. Bases 1 to 450 code for a protein of 149 amino acids. The record is from RefSeq and is a predicted model, not a curated record. NCBI's taxonomy places the organism in Eukaryota, Metazoa, Arthropoda, Insecta, Lepidoptera, Tortricidae. The transcript has 4 exons.